CCACCACUUUAAAAGCCCUCAUGUCCAUUCACAGACCAAUUAUUGGUUGGUCUUCUUUCUUCUGUCGAAACGAUGUCGAUUCCGGAGCUUGCUUGCACUUACGCUUGUCUGAUCCUCUAUGAUGAUGGCAUAGCCAUUAGUGCAGAGAAGAUUUCACAAUUGGUGAAGGCAGCCAAUGUUACUGUUGAUUCUUACUGGCCUGGCUUGUUUGCAAAGCUAGCUGAAAAGAGAAAUAUUGAAGACCUUAUUAUGAAUGUGGGGUCUGGUGGCGGUGCAGCAGUUGCUGUCGCCGCGCCUGGAGGAAGUGCUGCCGGGGCUGAUGCUGCUCCUCCACCUGAGGAGAAGAAGGAAGAGCCUAAGGAAGAGAGUGACGAAGAUAUGGGAUUCAGCUUGUUCGAUUAGGAGCUUCUUUGAUUAUCUUUGUCCUGUUCUAGUUUAUUACUACUAUGAGAGUGGUUGACUUUUGGAUAUUUUAGUAUUAUGUAUUAGCCCACGGAGUAGACCGGGCUCUAUGCUCCCAGGCUUAUGUUAUUUUGAGGUAUAGAUAAUCAUGGAUGAAGAAGUGCUGUGUUGGUGUGGAUCUAAA
Mangifera indica (mango) is the source of this 586-nucleotide messenger RNA. RefSeq names its product 60S acidic ribosomal protein P1-like. NCBI's taxonomy places the organism in Eukaryota, Viridiplantae, Streptophyta, Magnoliopsida, Sapindales, Anacardiaceae. Gene Ontology annotation, cellular component: cytosolic large ribosomal subunit; ribosome. The transcript is spliced from 4 exons. Gene Ontology annotation, molecular function: ribonucleoprotein complex binding; protein kinase activator activity; structural constituent of ribosome. The record is from RefSeq and is a predicted model, not a curated record. Gene Ontology annotation, biological process: translational elongation; cytoplasmic translation. Bases 73 to 402 code for a protein of 109 amino acids.